Dendronephthya gigantea is the source of this 1532-nucleotide messenger RNA. RefSeq lists its product as uncharacterized. The coding region runs from base 325 to 1395 and encodes 356 amino acids. The record is from RefSeq and is a predicted model, not a curated record. The transcript has a single exon. Lineage: Eukaryota; Metazoa; Cnidaria; Anthozoa; Malacalcyonacea; Nephtheidae.
UCUUUAUCGCCGCUUUAUCCCUAUUUCUGCGUGAAAAGAUGUGGUCAUCUCGCUAUAGGAUAUUGUUAAUUCUUUAAAAAUGAAAUACGUACACAAUUAAACGCAGAAACCAAAUGUUGUUGUUGAAAAGCAAGAAAGCUGAUUAACUGAUCAACGACGUCAUAUUCAAGACCUAUGCAUAUCUUUGAGGCUUAGUUGCGAUGUCUGUAUGAAAGUUCAACAAACUGUAAACAUGAUUCAAAAGCUGAACUAAACCAUCUAUAACGAUAUUUUAAAUCAGGAAACUUGGUUAGUCCUGAAGAUGAACAAUUCCCGAGUGUAAAUAUGCCUCAUUUAUCGACAUUUUUUGAUAUCGUACAGAGAAAGGAAGAUAUAAAAUACUGGGAAAUCGAUGCAUUUAUCGACACUCAGCCAUUUCGUUAUAUGCGGACGAAGUUCCCGCUGAACUACUACAACCAACUGCUGUUGAUUUUAGCUCAAGUUGAUAAAUAUUUUCUUGAUAUCAUCUACACCGACUCUGAUUUUCUUUUGGCAACUUGGGACGCCAAUCGAUUUCUUCCUGUUGAAAUCAGUGCGACUUCUCAACGCCUUGUUUCCAUGGAUCAUAUCUGGGGAAAUGACGACGCUGUGAAUGAAAUUUCAGCACAGCAAAUGACACUAACUUCUGAAAGUAAUGAAAAUGUGGGACAGAUCGAUUGCUCUUCCGAAGAAAAUAAAAGUUGCGAGCAAAUGAAUAUAUCAAAUGCAGUGAUUUUGCUUGGGGGAGUUGAGUGGAAAUUGUCGAUUGUUGUAUAUGCAGAAGUUAGGCUUUUUGAAUCGGUUUUAAGUAACUGGAUCACUUUUCAAUUUGUUUUGCUUCCCAGGAAGAGGCCCGAACGCUUUGCUGUGAUGGACGAGUUCGUCCUACAGUACGACAAACUUGCAGAGCUUUUAAAAUGCGAAGAAAGUGGAAAUAUCAGAGAGAAUGUUAUAGAAACUGUUCAAAUGGUGACUGGUACAGCAGCGGAGAACACAGCAACGAUUGGUAUCGAGACUACAGCCACAUCGUUAGGUCAUGCUGCCGCUGGAGUCGUUCUUGCUGUGUUUGUUGACAUCGCCGUGACGGCGAGUAUGUUAGCUCGAGCUAAGGUCCGUAAAGACAGAGGAAAGAUCACUGAACAGCAAUAUAAGAGAGAGAUACGAGACCGUUUGUUUCAAACCAGUUGUCAGUUUGUCGCGGGUACCACAGGGACCAUUGUUGGACAGAUUGUAGUACCAGUCCCCGUUGUCGGCGCAGCAAUUGGCGGCUUCGUCGGCAGUUUAGUGGGAUUAGGUGUGAGCAUGGGGGUUUCAAAGAUACAAAAGGCGGUAGAAAGAGCUAGAAAACGUAAAGAAAUUAUGAUGAUUGAAAACUAGGGCGUCAAAAUAUCAUGCCGGAUUAUCUGACACGAUGAAACACCUCCUGUUAAAAGUGUCAACGUCUCCGAAGUUGAUUUCAUUUGUGUUCACCAAAAUAUACCAUCAGUCAUAACAUUUUUUCAUUCUGGUUCUGA